This is a messenger RNA of Baudoinia panamericana UAMH 10762, 622 nucleotides long. RefSeq lists its product as uncharacterized. The transcript has a single exon. Bases 116 to 382 code for a protein of 88 amino acids. The record is from RefSeq and is a predicted model, not a curated record. Lineage: Eukaryota; Fungi; Ascomycota; Dothideomycetes; Mycosphaerellales; Teratosphaeriaceae.
UACUUGCGCAUGUGUUUCGACCCAAUAUGCGCGCUGCGACCGCCCUCAGCACGUGGCGAAGCUUCACAAACACCAAAUCAGCAGCAGUGCGAGCACCCACGGCAGACAUCAUGACAUGUGCACGACAGCUCCUAAGCCUCAUCAUCGAUGCCGCCCAUUAUUCUUCGAUGUGGCGGUGCGAGAAUGGAGAUGGAGCUUCCGUCACACGCGCAGAGUCAUGAUGCGCUGGCCCGCUCUGGCACGAUUGGAGGCGAUGCGCUGGCACAUGCACGGCACGACCAACAGCUUCCCGGACCAGCAUGCUAGCCCACCUUACCGCCCAAUUGUUGUCGCGCAUUUGCCAUGUACCCUUCGUGUAUUAGAAGUGCUCGACGGUCGCUAAUGUCUGACCCAGUGGAGCAAGAUUCCGCCAUCGCACAGCAGCCGUCGACUAAGCUUUCCGACUGGGUAAGCCUCACCUUCCCGCAAUCACUCGCGCAAGACAGUUCGGCUGUUGUACUUGCCUACUAUAGGCCGCAUGCUCGCCGCCGCGUUCCCGCACCGCCUCACGGUGAUAGCUAGCAGCGGAGGGUCAUCCCUGCUGCAACAGCUGGUCGUGGCCGGAAGGCGUUGCGCCGACCGC